Molecule: messenger RNA, 897 nt
Organism: Symbiodinium necroappetens
Lineage: Eukaryota; Dinophyceae; Suessiales; Symbiodiniaceae
Source: the annotation of a GenBank genome assembly
AUGCGGGAAAGGGCUGGUGCGAAGUUCCGGUCUCAAGCCCGUGAUGCCAUUGCGCCACUGCCAUUGAGCCAGGCUGACAAACGCUUACUGGAUCGAUUGAAACGUUUUUCUCGUAAGGGUGACUGGGACGGCGUGGAAUCCGCUUUCAGCAGCUACAAAGGAAACUCCUCACAAAUCUACAGUCAAGUCAUGCAUGCCGCUUUCCGGUGUGGCCGGUAUCAGCGUGGAGUGGCGGUAUACAACAAUCUGUGUGCGAUGGGGCUGCCAAAGAAUUUGCCGGUCUUUACGCUGGCAACCAAGCUUUUCGCCAAAGCCGGAGAUACUGUGCUUGUCCGCAAGACUUGGGCAGAGGCAUUGGAAACCAACGCCAUGGAUGUUCCCCUUGCAGGGGCGCGGAUUGAUGCAGCCGCAGAAGAAGGGGACAUUGUCUCAGCAGCAACCGUGCUAGACAACAUGACCAAACAAAAGCUGCAACCGAACCUAGCUCACUUCACUUCUGCGGUUCGUGCAUGCGUGAGUGCUGAGGGAGUAAGCCAUAAUGCAGCCAAUUUUCUACUGCGUAAAGUGGAAGAGCAGGGGCUUGCUCCAGAGCUGAUAUUCUUCACGGCGCUGAUCAAAUCUUACACGCAUGCGGACUUGGGAAACUUCACAGCGGCAUACCAGAAAAUGAAGGACUUCGGCAUAGAGCCUGACCGAGUUUUUGCGGAGACCUAUUUGGGUACACUACUACAACCAAACACAAAGGGUGUCAGCAUGCUCGAGGCCUUGCAGGGCACCGAUCCUAGCGUACUGGCAGCGGCUCGGGAAGCUCUACAGGACUUUGAAGCAGCCAAUGUCGAGUUGUCCGGCCUGUGCCGGUCGGUGCAAAGGGCACUAGGGAGGAUUCUUGACAUGUGA